This is a messenger RNA of Homarus americanus (American lobster), 1664 nucleotides long. RefSeq names its product chitinase-3-like protein 1. The transcript has 10 exons. Gene Ontology annotation, molecular function: chitin binding; chitinase activity. The record is from RefSeq and is a predicted model, not a curated record. Gene Ontology annotation, biological process: chitin catabolic process; carbohydrate metabolic process. Gene Ontology annotation, cellular component: extracellular region. Bases 64 to 1569 code for a protein of 501 amino acids. NCBI's taxonomy places the organism in Eukaryota, Metazoa, Arthropoda, Malacostraca, Decapoda, Nephropidae.
AGUAGCCAGCUGGAGUUUAAACAAGGAGGUGACAACACUACGCUUGAAAAUUAGCCUAAGAACAUGAGAUUGUUAUUACCUCUUUCACUCCUCGCCAUCACUGUCUCUCUUACAGAGGGCGUGAUGGUGUGUUACUACGGGUCCUGGGCCGUGUACAGGACAGGUGACGGCAAGUUCGACGUGGAGGCCAUCGACCCUGACAUCUGUACACAUCUCAUCUUCGGCUUCGCUGGUCUUGGUUGGGAUAACAAAAUCAGGGUGCUGGACCCAUACAACGAGCUGUGUGAGAACUAUGGCAAGUGCGCCUACAACAGGUUCACCGCCCUCAAGGAGCAGAAUGCAGAAUUGGUCACCAUCUUGGCUGUUGGUGGCUGGAACGAGGGAUCCACCAAGUAUUCUAAUAUGGCCAAGAACGCUGGCCUCAGGAAGACCUUCGUCGACUCCUCUAUAGAGCUGUUGAAGGCCCACAAAUUCGAUGGUCUGGACAUGGACUGGGAGUACCCGACACAGCGUGGAGGCAAGCCAGAGGACAAGGUGAACUUCAUCAGCCUUCUGUCAGACCUCUCAACGGCGCUACACGCUAACAACAUGAUCCUGACGGCAGCUGUGUCAGCCGGUAAGCUCACCAUCGACCCAGCCUAUGACAUCCCGGGUAUGGCUAAGAAUCUUGAUAUUAUGAACCUGAUGGCAUACGACCUGCAUGGUGCCUGGGACCCCUACACCCACCACCAGUCUGGCCUCUACCAGUACCCCGACGACACGGGAGAUAAUGUCUACCUCAACCAGGACUUCGCUGUGAGGUACUGGAUAGAUGGAGGAAUGCCAAGCACCAAGAUCGCACUGGGUGUCCCUCUGUAUGGUCGCUGCUGGAAACUGGACUACAACACGGAGGAAACCGGCUACUACGCCCCCGCCAGCCAGCCAGGACCUGCAGGACCCUACACCAGGAGUCCAGGAUUUUUAGGCUACAACGAGAUCUGUGAGUUCCAGAAGACAGAGAGUGACUGGGUGGUAGAGAUAGCACCAGGUAUGAACGAGCCCUACACCUACAGCUACAGCCAUGAGAGGAUCUGGUGCUCCUAUGAUGACCACGACUCCUGCGUGGUGAAGGCCAACUAUGCCAAGGAGAUGAACUUGGCCGGUAUGAUGGUUUGGAGUAUUGAGACGGACGACUUCAAGGGCAAGUGCCACGACCGCACCUUCGACCUCAUCAAGACCUUGAGGGAGACUUACAGCGGCGGAGUUAUCACUGUGCCUCCUCCUCCACCUACUACCACUCUGGAUCCGAGUGCGCCCACUACCAGAACUGCCAGCACCCCCAGUACUACCACCACCACUACCACCUCUCCUGCUCCUCCUCCGGAUGGCGUGUGUAAAGUACCUGGCCUCAACCCCGACCCCGCUAACUGCCACCACUAUUACCUCUGUUCCCCGAACUCACACAACGGCUACGACGCUACCGAGGAGUUGUGUUCCUCAGGCACCCUCUAUAACCCCGAGGCUAAGAUCUGCGACUGGGCGGCUUCUGUCUGUGCCCUUGGAAAAUAUUGCGAAGCUGACUGUGCCUAAACAUACCACUUGACGUCUGUUGUAACCAUAAUGUUACAGCUCCACAAAAUUAAGAUAUUAAUAUUGUACAGUUUGAUAUUAAAAAGUUAAAUCUA